Molecule: messenger RNA, 1827 nt
Organism: Schistocerca nitens (vagrant locust)
Lineage: Eukaryota; Metazoa; Arthropoda; Insecta; Orthoptera; Acrididae
Exons: 1
Coding region: 1-1827 (608 amino acids)
Source: RefSeq, a predicted model, not a curated record
AUGCGCGGCAGCUACCCCAUCACUGGUGAAGAGCAGCCAUUGCCGCCUCUACUGCAACAACCGCCAUCGCCGUCGCCACGGCUGCCUUCAUCCACCCAAGGCAUUGAGAACAUCGCUGCUGAAGAGAAACCGCUGCCGUCCACCACCGCAGGCAGCGGUGACAUAGCUGAUGAAGAGCGACCGUCCCCCACUACCUUGGACGAUGGCAAGAUCAAUCAUUUCGAUGAGCUGCUGGCACCCACCAUCUCUGCUGGCAGUUCCAACUACCCUUGUGAAGAGCCGCCGCUUCCGACCACCUUGUGCGGUGCUGCUAACAUCAUUGCAGAUGAGACACUGCUCCCCCCUAUCUUGGGGAUCGAUGAUGCAAGUGGUAAUGAAGAGCCGUUUCCUCCCACCGUCCUUGGCAGCGGUGACGCUGGUGCCCCUGUUGACCCACUGCCACCCACCACCCCAGGCACCGGUAACGUCAUAGCUGAUGAUAAGCCACCAUCCCCCACUACCUUGGACGGUGGCGAGAUCAGUUAUUUCGAUGAGCUGCUGGCACCCACCAUCUCUGCUGGCAGUUCCAACUACCUUCCAGAAGAGCCGCCGCUUCCGACCACCUUGUGCGGUGCUGCUAACAUCAUUGCAGAUGAGACACUGCUGCCCCCCAUCUUGGGGAUCGAUGAUGCAAGUGGUAAUGAAGAGCCGUUGCCUCCCACCGUCCUUGGCAGCGGUGACGCUGAUGCCCCUGUUGACCCACUGCCACCCACCACCCCAGGCACUGGUAACGUCAUAGCUGAUGAUAAGCCACCAUCCCCCACUACCUUGGACGGUGGCGAGAUCAGUUAUUUCGAUGAGCUGCUGGCACCCACCAUCUCUGCUGGCAGUUCCAACUACCUUCCAGAAGAGCCGCCGCUUCCGACCACCUUGUGCGGUGCUGCUAACAUCAUUGCAGAUGAGACACUGCUGCCCCCCAUCUUGGGGAUCGAUGAUGCAAGUGGUAAUGAAGAGCCGUUGCCUCCCACCGUCCUUGGCAGCGGUGACGCUGAUGCCCCUGUUGACCCACUGCCACCCACCACCCCAGGCACUGGUAACGUCAUAGCUGAUGAUAAGCCACCAUCCCCCACUACCUUGGACGGUGGCGAGAUCAGUUAUUUCGAUGAGCUGCUGGCACCCACCAUCUCUGCUGGCAGUUCCAACUACCUUCCAGAAGAGCCGCCGCUUCCGACCACCUUGUGCGGUGCUGCUAACAUCAUUGCAGAUGAGACACUGCUGCCCCCCAUCUUGGGGAUCGAUGAUGCAAGUGGUAAUGAAGAGCCGUUGCCUCCCACCGUCCUUGGCAGCGGUGACGCUGAUGCCCCUGUUGACCCACUGCCACCCACCACCCCAGGCACUGGUAACGUCAUAGCUGAUGACAAGCCGCCAUCCCCUACUACCUUGGAUGGUGGCGAGAUCAGUUAUUUCGAUGAGCUGCUGGCACCCACCAUCUCUGCUGGCAGUUACAACCACCUUUGUGAAGAGCCGCCGCUUCCGACUACCUUGAUCGGCGCUGCUAACACCGUCGAAGAUGAGACACCUCUCCUCACCAUCUUGGAGAGCUGUGAAACAACUGGUUAUGAAGAACAGCCGUCCCUCACCAUCUUUGGCGGCAGCAAGAUCACCCCUGAAGUAUCUCUGUUGGUGCCUUUAGUGGAUGUUACACCAUCGCCCCUACAGGGCGUGCUUCUCACUGGCCCUCCCAGAAAGCAGGCCUUCCCUAAACUUUGCACAAAGAAAAAAGCAUCUAAUCCUCCUCUUUGUCUUCGUGGGCCGCCUCCUUCUCCUGCCUUUAGGAACAAAAAGUAA